AUGAGCAGGGUAAGUCAGCAAUUCAGCCACAAGGGAAAAGGAAAUCUCCGCGCACCGGGAGGUCGCACAGGUCGUGGCACUGCUGCCGAAAACGAGGAAAAGCAACAACACCCGCGGUCUGCGAAAACAGAGGGGAGAUCUAGAAGGACUCCUGAAGAAUGCAAAGCAUUUUCGAAGUGGUAUGAAACUACCGACACCUCGGAAGGAGCGGCCAACAGGGGGAGCAUGCCAGGCGACGAAGCACAGGCCGCCUCCAGCAAAUACCGAAAGAAAGUCAUGGAGAGAUCGUACACCGUCCAGAGGGGUCUCGAGGAAACCACAGCAGCUCGCUUCCCUACCAAAGGCAGGCGACUCUAA
Toxoplasma gondii ME49 is the source of this 357-nucleotide messenger RNA. RefSeq lists its product as hypothetical. Bases 1 to 357 code for a protein of 118 amino acids. Lineage: Eukaryota; Apicomplexa; Conoidasida; Eucoccidiorida; Sarcocystidae. The record is from RefSeq and is a predicted model, not a curated record. The transcript is spliced from 3 exons.